Molecule: messenger RNA, 3741 nt
Organism: Paramisgurnus dabryanus
Lineage: Eukaryota; Metazoa; Chordata; Actinopteri; Cypriniformes; Cobitidae
Gene: kat2a
Product: K(lysine) acetyltransferase 2A
Biological process (GO): positive regulation of transcription by RNA polymerase II; chromatin remodeling
Cellular component (GO): nucleus; ATAC complex
Molecular function (GO): protein binding; histone H3 acetyltransferase activity
Source: RefSeq, a predicted model, not a curated record
UGACAUUCGUCAUAGUGGAAGUGAGCGCUGUGAUCGGGGGUAACGCGAGGCUGCUGAUAUGGCGGACCCGGCGGCACAGACCUCCGCUCAGCCCCGGCUUCAACAAGCACAGUCCAGCGGGCCAGCAGGCUCCAACUCGAACCCCGCAGCCGGGAGCAGCGACCCGGCCCGACCGGGCCUGAGUCAACAGCAGUGGUCCACCCAAAAGAAAGCGCAGGUCCGCGCGUUUCCGAGGGCAAAAAAGCUUGAGAAACUCGGAGUGUUUUCUUCCUGCAAGGCUAAUGAUUCUUGCAAGUGUAAUGGGUGGAAAAACCCAAAUCCACCGACCGCUGCUCGCAUGGAGCUCCAGCAGCAUGCAGCCAGUCUGACAGAGGUCUGUCGAAGCUGUGGUCACUCUUUGGCGGAACAUGUGUCUCAUCUGGAGAACGUGUCUGAAGAGGAGAUCAACAGGCUGUUGGGGAUGGUGGUGGACGUGGAGAAUCUUUUCAUGUCAGUCCAUAAAGAAGAAGAUACGGACACCAAGCAGGUCUACUUUUAUUUGUUUAAGUUGCUGAGGAAGUGUAUCCUCCAGAUGGGGAAGCCAGUAGUGGAAGGAUCUCUUGGUAGUCCUCCCUUUGAAAAACCCAAUAUAGAACAGGGGGUGUUGAACUUUGUUCAGUAUAAGUUUAGUCAUUUGGCUCCUAAGGAAAGGCAGACAAUGUAUGAGCUCAGUAAGAUGUUUCUGCUCUGUCUCAACUACUGGAAGCUAGAGACCCCGACACAAUUUCGUCAGAGAGCUCAGAAAGAGGAUGGAGCCACUUACAAAGUGGAUUAUACCAGGUGGCUAUGUUACUGUCAUGUUCCUCAGAGUAACGACAGUUUACCGCGGUACGAGACGUGUCAGGUGUUCGGUCGCAGUCUGCUGAAGUCCAUUUUCACUGUUACACGCAGACAGUUAUUGGAGAAGUUCAGAGUGGAGAAAGACAAACUGCCACCAGAGAAGCGAACACUGAUCCUUACACACUUCCCCAAGUUUCUCUCUAUGUUGGAGGAAGAGAUCUAUGGAGAGAACUCACCCAUUUGGGAGGCGGAUUUCACCAUGCCGGCUUCAGAAGGGACACAGCUGGGCCAUCAGACGGUGCUGAGUCCUGUGGCAGUGUCUGGUUCUCCUCUUAGUAAAUGCAGCAGUGGUUCUGCUCUAGGGUCAGGUUUGGACUCAACCUCCUCUGAACCUAUAACAGGAGAGAAGCGCAAACUCCCAGAACCUUUGACUCUGGAGGAUGCAAAGCGGAUUCGAGUGAUGGGUGAUAUUCCCAUGGAGCUAGUCAAUGAAGUCAUGAAAACCAUAACAGACCCUGCUGCCAUGCUGGGGCCAGAGACUAGUCUGUUGUCAGCCAACGCUGCUCGUGAUGAAACGGCCCGUCUGGAGGAGAGGCGAGGCAUCAUUGAGUUCCAUGUGAUUGGUAACUCUCUCUCUCAGAAGUCCAAUAAGAAGAUUCUAAUGUGGCUCGUGGGCCUACAGAAUGUUUUCUCCCACCAACUUCCCCGCAUGCCCAAAGAGUACAUCACACGCCUUGUAUUUGACCCGAAGCACAAGACUUUGGCUCUGAUUAAAGAUGGACGCGUGAUAGGAGGAAUCUGCUUCAGGAUGUUCCCCACUCAGGGAUUCACAGAGAUUGUCUUCUGUGCAGUCACUUCAAAUGAGCAGGUCAAGGGCUAUGGCACACAUUUGAUGAAUCAUCUUAAGGAGUAUCACAUUAAACAUGGCAUCCUGUACUUUCUCACCUAUGCUGAUGAAUACGCCAUUGGCUAUUUUAAGAAACAGGGCUUCUCCAAAGACAUCAAAGUGCCAAAGAGCCGAUACCUUGGUUACAUCAAAGACUACGAGGGAGCCACGCUGAUGGAGUGCGAGCUCAAUCCCAGAAUUCCCUACACUGAACUCUCACACAUCAUAAAGAGGCAGAAAGAAAUAAUCAAAAAACUCAUCGAGAGGAAACAGAAUCAGAUCAGAAAAGUUUAUCCUGGACUCACCUGCUUUAAAGAGGGAGUGCGACAGAUUCCUGUGGAGAGUAUACCAGGCAUCAGAGAGACUGGUUGGAAACCCAGCGCUAAGGAGAAAAGUAAGGAACUGAAAGAUCCAGACCUGCUCUACAAUAUGCUCAAGAAUCUGCUUGCGCAGAUUAAAACACAUCCUGAUGCCUGGCCCUUCAUGGAGCCUGUGAAGAAAUCUGAGGCCCCUGACUAUUAUGAGGUCAUUCGCUUUCCCAUUGACCUGAAAACCAUGACGGAGCGUCUAAAGAACCGAUAUUAUGUGACGAAAAAGCUGUUUGUCGCCGACCUGCAGAGAGUGAUCACAAACUGCAGAGAGUACAACCCUCCAGACAGCGAGUACUGCAAGUGUGCCAACACGCUGGAGAAAUUUUUCUACUUUAAACUGAAAGAGGCUUUUUGAAAAGGGACAGGCCAUUGAACCAGUAAUUAAUAAGGGACCAGUUAGAAACCAUAGAGAAUGUGUUUUUAAGCACACGUACACGCAUAUAAACAUGUCUACACAUCCAAACCUGUUAAAUGUGCUGCUUUCAAUUUUUUUGAUGUUCCUUCCCUACAGUAAUGUUUUAAACUCAAGGUUAUGUUUGUGUGUGCGGUUAGCCUAUGCAGUGCCAGUGCUUUAAGGGAAAAUAGAAAAUGAAAGCGUAUUCAAUGUGGGUGUUUGCUUAGAAUUCACUGUAGCCAAGUCUUUUCAAAUACUGAUGACUCAUUCACAUCACGAGUUUUUGCUUUCGCUCUACAUAUACAUUUUGUUAUGUAACAAAGAUCUCGCUCUCCCCUUCCUGAGAUGCUGCAGCCAAAACAGAUGAUGUUUGGCUUUUGGUGAUGACGUGUCACUGUCAUGCCUCUAUUCUCAGCCAAUGCUGUUUGUGUUAUACAGCAAAUUAGUCAUAUACAGGAUACGCCCAUUCAGUAAGUCUGAAAAUAUUUCCUUACGUUUUUUUCCUUCCAACUUGAAUUGGAAGCUCCAGUCUUUGUUGCUAUUUCUGAUUAAAGUGUUUGAUGGCUUGUUCCAUGACAGAUGGGUUUUAAAACAACAAUAGUCGGUACUUUUUCCCUCUUGGGCAGUUUGCUUUUGUCUGAUUGGCAUUGGUAAAGUGUUUUUUUUUUUUUUUUUUUUUUUGCUGACCAAUAUUUUUUUUCAUAGCUUUCACAAGCAUUUCUGUGGUUCUGAAUUUAUAAAGUUUUUUUGUAUUUUAUUUUUGUAACUACUAUACAACAAAUUUGGGACCAGGAAAAAAUUGAAACUGGUUCCAAUUCAUUUACAACUUUCUCAAGCAUUAUGGAGAAAAGUCCUAAAUUCAAAAGUUAUUGAUCCAUAAUUAACAGUAGUAUUAUAAACAUACAGUAUCUGCUACUAUACUCAGUGGACAGUCACACAAACCUCUAUAGCCAAAUGUGUAUGUAUUUUUCUAAUACUGCAUGUUUUCUGCAAGUUUACCGUUCACACAUACAGGUUGUAUGGGUUUUUUAUUCACUCUUGUAAUGGCCGUAUACUUGAAUUAUGACUUUGAGAAACUGCUGCAUUGUUGAUGUUCUAUCAGGGUUCUGUAUUUUUGUUUGAUGUUCAUUGUAAACUGUUUUAACACUGACACCUCUCAAUAAAAGGACAGACUGUUGUGCUUGCAAUGACUUGGCUGUGGAAUAUGCAUGUAAAUUGCUUUAGUUCAAUGUAUUAUAGGUCAUUUUUUGGAAAUAAACUUUUUUUAUCUA